CUCAGACCUGUCAGAGGAGUAACUCUCUCCAGCGUGAAGACAAACAACCCAACAGGAGACUUUCACUCGUAGCAAUAAGCUCCACUGACACUGGCGAUGAUGUGACGGAGCAGCUGUCCUCUUAGAAAAUGGCUGCGUUACCUGGUGUGAGGGCUCUCCUCAACCUCCAUCAGUCCGUGACAUUGCAGCACAGCUUGAGACUCGUUAAUGUACAUUUGAGGUCAAUGUGCCUUCCGGGGAAGCUUUGCACCGGUCCCACCAAAACGAUUGAGCUCAAGCUGCCGGAGAACACAGAGAAUGAGUCUCUGCUAGAGAACUUGAACCUCAUGGGAGUUGAUGUGAAAAAAGCUCGCCAGCGACAGCCCGGCGUGUUUCGGAAAGCUUUCACCAACGAGCAGGGCCUUGCUCAGUUUUUGCAAGGCAAAGGUGCCAGCCGCAGAGUAGUCGCCAGCAUCGUAUCCCGGUACCCUCGCGCUAUCACUCGCUCGAGCGAACACUUGGAACAGCGCUGGGAUCUGUGGAGGAACAUCUUUAUGACUGAUGCGGAAAUUGUGACCAUCCUGGAUCGCUCACCUGAGUCUUUCUUCCGCUCCAGUGAUAAUGAGAACUUGGAGAAGAACAUAGAUUUUCUGACGUCACUGGGACUGAACACCAAAGACCUCCACCGCCUGCUGACAACAGCGCCGCGAACAUUCUCCAACAGUUUAGAGCUCAACAGGCAAAUGGUGGAGUUUCUGGAAGACAUCUGUGCAGAGCUGGGUGGGACGAAUCCAGAGCAGUUUGUAAAAGCUGUCAUAACCAGAAACCUGUACAUUCUCAUCCGAAGCACAAAGAGAGUCAAGACAAACAUCGAUAUCCUGAGAUCAUAUCUUAAGCUGAGUGAUGCUGAACUGCUGGCUCUUCUACAAGGCCCUGUGGCGGAAAUUCUGGAUCUUUCAAACGAGUAUUUGAAAAACAAUUUUAGCAGCCUUAAGCAGAAGAUGGUUUCCCUCGGCUGUCGGAGAAAUCACAUUAAAAAACUGAUCAUGAGCUAUCCAAUGGUCCUGUUCAUUGGGCCGAGCACAUUAAGCUUGAAACUGGACUGCCUGCUGAAAGGGGGAAUAACCAUGAAUCAGAUAGUGGAGAAGCCCAAGGUUUUGGACUACAGCACAGAGAACAUCACAGGGCGACUGGAGGAGCUGAAGAGAGUGGGGUAUGAUUUCCACAAGAACGGCAUCAACAUCCUGGACUCCAGCCGAAAGCGGUUUGAUGCAAAGAUAGAAAAACUUGCCGGCUCACCAGAAGAUGAAAUAUAAUUAUGAUCAUGUUGGAGUGCACUUUUAUUUGAACUUGGCUUCAGGAUAGUCAUGUUUUCUUUUUUCAACAAUAACUCAUUUAUUUUGUGACAAUAAUAUAAUUUCUGACAGAUCUGAAUACAUUUCCUAAUUGAUUAUUUGGUGAGUAAAAAGUCAGCAAGUAGUGAACAUGACCAUCACACCCUCCUAUAAAACAUACUGUAUUCUUUAAAACCCAAAGAUAUUCACUUUAUAAACACUUUAAUAAGGACAGAGCUAAUUCUCACAUUUAAGAAGCUUGACAUUUAGAAUAGUUGGCAUUUUCGAAAAUAACUACUUAAAUGAACAAUUGUGCAUCAGAACAGUUUCUUCAUUUAAUGUUGAAUCACUAAUUAAUAAACUGACUGUUAAAUGUUUCAUCUCUAACAUCAAGUGGAGUAAUCAACAAUAAUUGUUUUGGCUGACAGCUGUCAAAAAAUCUAUAUACACAGUGUUUG
This is a messenger RNA of Limanda limanda (common dab), 1771 nucleotides long. RefSeq names its product transcription termination factor 1, mitochondrial. Gene Ontology annotation, cellular component: mitochondrial matrix. Gene Ontology annotation, biological process: termination of mitochondrial transcription; regulation of DNA-templated transcription. The transcript has 2 exons. The coding region runs from base 129 to 1295 and encodes 388 amino acids. NCBI's taxonomy places the organism in Eukaryota, Metazoa, Chordata, Actinopteri, Pleuronectiformes, Pleuronectidae. The record is from RefSeq and is a predicted model, not a curated record. Gene Ontology annotation, molecular function: double-stranded DNA binding.